Molecule: messenger RNA, 2100 nt
Organism: Colletotrichum tamarilloi
Lineage: Eukaryota; Fungi; Ascomycota; Sordariomycetes; Glomerellales; Glomerellaceae
Exons: 6
Coding region: 1-2100 (699 amino acids)
Cellular component (GO): cytoplasm
Molecular function (GO): RNA binding; 3'-5'-RNA exonuclease activity
Source: RefSeq, a predicted model, not a curated record
AUGGAAGUCUCGUCAGAGAACUUCUGGCGGCAGCUGCCAAAUAUUCUGCUGUCCAUCGCGAAGUCCGACUUCGUUGCCAUCGAUCUCGAGAUGACCGGCAUCACGGACAAGAGCUCGGCAGACCACUCAGAAAACCCAACCAACCAGCAAAUCUAUGAAUCGGCCAAGAAGAUUGCAUCCAAGUUCAACGUCUUUGAGAUGGGGAUGACGUGUAUCCAAAGCCAGUCAGACGGCUCAUACAAAACCGAGACCUAUAGUUUCACUGUCAGCCCCUACCUGCACACAGAAACGCGAGCUGAUGAAAAGUUCGUCAAAGGCUUGGAUAGGAGCCUUUCUGUAUCAUACAACACUCUCAAGUUUCUUCGAUCGGAAGGCAUCCGGCUGGAGAAGGUCUAUGAGGACUGCGUUCCGUACCUCAGCCGCGAAGAGGCACGCUUGGCAGUUCGACAGAUGCAGCGCCGACAAGAUCCUUGGGACGCCAAAGAUCAUGGAUACAACGAGGACGACGAAGGUCUGACUACGUUUUCCAUUUAUGCCCAUAACACGAUUCGAACUCUAGAGAUCAAUGUCCUCUUACCCAACUCUGAUAGUAAGAAACGUAUGAGCGUCUACGAACAGAUCGUUCGUAGAAAGGCCCGAAAGCUUGUGCCACGAAUGGUUUGCCGUCUUUGGAAUCAUGGCACAACCGUGGUUAUCUCUCAGCGGGACGAUGGACAAGAAGCCAAGAGGCGUGAGUCUCUAGAGGACGAUCUCAACGCAUCGUUGAGGAAGUACGCAGGAAUACGCCUGAUUAUCGAAGCCCUUGUCGGCGGCAAGUUUGCCAACCUCAUUAACCCCGACCUCAUUGUCGAAGCCAUGUCUGGCUGGCCUGGCGAAGCACAAUGCUUUUGUCUUGAGGUGCAUGAGCUUGUUCAUCCCGCGGCACCAGAACAGUGGGAAGAAUCUCCAGAGGAAGAAGUCGAGGGUCGCUAUUGCUCCUGGUGCUGCACACAUCACGACCCUGACACAGGCUGCUCUAGCACGUCCUUAGGUCAGGACGUCGAAGUGGCAUUUCAAACAAACUUGAUCACCAAAGACGAGUGCCUCUGUAUGAAGAAGCGGAACUUAUCCAGAAGCCGAGUUGAAGAUAAUGAGCUGAUGCCCUUGGUGUAUGAUGUUCAUUGCGAACGUUGCUACCCCGAUCUUGGCAGCAGCCGGCCUGGGAUCAACUCUUCCCCUCACCAUGACAUCCCUCCACAGGCCACACAUAUUCAAGGAGCUCACUCGGCGAGCCACGAUGGAGAAUCCUCAAGCAGUUCGGAGGGAGUGGCAGGUGGCGAGUUUCAAGAGGGCGACACUGGUACUUGGCAUAUCACAGCUGAGACAGCCGGCUGGGAUGAGCCGACUGGUUGGGACAAACUGUGUCACGAUCUCGAGGAUUUAUCCACGGAAACACUCAAGAAUGAAGUAGCAGAUGCUCUUCAGGAGCUAGAAACUUUAGGCCGAACGUCUUCGCCAACCAUUAGCGGACACAACCAAUUCAUGGACCUUUUGUUCCUUUACAACACCUUCAUCGACGACCUCCCCGACAGCUUUUUGGAGUUUUUGGUAAAUAUUCACGAAUUGUUCCCACGCAUCGUGGACACGAAGUUGUUGGCCAUCAAAGAUGAGACGAUCGAGGGCGAAGACCCAUUGAUGGAUCUAUACAAUAGGUUCGAUGGCAACAGAACGCAGCCAAGCAUCCAUUGGGAUGCAGCUUAUGGCUAUGGCCGUCGUGGAACAGCCCAUCAGGCUGGCUUCGAUAGCCACAUGACGGCAGUUGUGUUUCUGCGAAUUGCCCACAAACUCGCCCGCGAGGAAUCGGCCAAGCUCGAGGGCCGAGCCGCGUCAUACGAGAGCAAAGAAUGGAGAUUGUAUGACAGAGAAUGGCUAUCAGCAGUUGGAUACGAUUCACAAUUCCUGGGCUAUUCGCAAGACUCGGACAUUGGCACAUGGAGAGAGUCCAACACCCAGGAAGGGUACGUGGGUCGGAUUCGGUGGCAGAUGGCCAUAUUCGACGACAUUCGCGACCGAAUUCGGAUCGCCCCCCGCAAGACAUUUAAUAUCGGGCCCGAAUGGUGA